Molecule: messenger RNA, 3855 nt
Organism: Sinocyclocheilus rhinocerous
Lineage: Eukaryota; Metazoa; Chordata; Actinopteri; Cypriniformes; Cyprinidae
Product: inner centromere protein A-like
Exons: 6
Coding region: 1-3855 (1284 amino acids)
Molecular function (GO): GTP binding
Source: RefSeq, a predicted model, not a curated record
AUGAUGGAUCAUCAGUGGAUGGAGCUUCAGUCAGAGGAGACGACAAAGAGAAGGAUUCUGAUCUCAACGAGAGCACAAAAACAGCAAGUGAUGGAGGAGAUGCACAUAAGAGCUCCAGAGAAGAAAGUCAGACAUGAACUAGAGGAGAAACUAAGAGUGAGAGAUAAUGAAGUCAAAGAGCUACAGCAGAAGAUCAAGACACUGGAGGGUGUGAAGCUGAAUCUGGUUGUGUGUGGGAGUAACAGAGGAUUUAAAUCCUUCAUAUCAAACCUGAUCCUGAAGCAGAGCGAGAGAAGAUCAGAGCUCAGCUCAGAGUGUGUGAGGAGAGACGUGGAGCUUGAUGGACGUCUGAUCAGUCUGGUGGAGCUUCCAGCUCUGUUCAACACUCAGCUCUCAGAGGAGGACGUGAUGCGUCAGACUCACCGCUGUGUGUCUCUCUGUCAUCCUGGAGUUCAUGUGUUCAUCCUCAUCAUUCCUGAUGCUCCACUGACUGAUGAAGACAGAGCAGAAAUAGAGGAGAUCCAGAGGAUCUUCAGCUCAAGAGUCAACAAACACAUCAUGAUCCUCAUAAAGCAGAAUCCAGAGCAUCAGACAGCAGAACUCAAUGAAGAAACACAGUCUGUCACUGAGAGUUUUGGAGGACGACAUCAUUUCAUUGACCUGAACACACAAGUGUCUGUGUUGAUGGAGAAACUGGAGCAGAUGGUUGAGGAAAACAGUGGUGUUUGUUUCUCCACAGAGACAUUGAUGGAUGCACAGAUGGACAAACUGCAGAAAUUUGAAGAAAUGAAGAGGAGAAUCUAUUCAUUAGAGACAUGGUUUCAGUCACAAGAUUCAAGAGAAAGAGAAGAUGAACUGAGGAUUGUGCUGCUGGGAAAAACUGGAGCUGGGAAGAGUUCAACUGGAAACACCAUUUUAGGAAGAGUCAUGUUUGAAGCUGAAACAUCUCAAGAGUCUGUUACUACAGUGUGUCAUAGAGAGACAGCUGAAAUCAACAGCAGACACAUUACUGUGAUCGACACUCCAGGACUGUUUGAUACUGUACUCAGUAAUGAAGAAAUCAAGAGAGAAAUCAGCAACUGCAUCCCCAUGAUCCUGCCUGGACCACAUGUGUUCAUCAUUGUGCUCAAUUUAGGACAGCGAUUCACUCAAGAAGAGAAAACAUCAGUAAAGAUAAUCCAAGAGACGUUUGGUGAAAACUCUGUAAAGUACACCAUGGUGCUCUUCACCAGAGGAGAUGAUCUGAAUGAUAAAACCAUUGAUCAGUGUUUGGGAAAACCUGGAUCUGAUUUGAAUCAGCUGAUUGAAGCGUGUGGAAACAGAUUCCAUGUGUUCAAUAAUAAAGAGACUGGAGACCGAACACAGGUGACUGAUCUACUGCAGAAGAUAGACAACAUGGUGAAAGAGAACGGAGGGAGUUACUACUCAUGUAAGAUGUUCAGAGAGAUGGAGAGAGAAUUACAAGAACAACAGAUGAAGAUACUGAUGGAGAAAGUGGAGCAAGUGAACAGAGAAAAAGAAGAACUGAUGAACAAACAUGAAGAAGAGAAAAAGAGGAUGGAGAAAGAAAGGCAGAAUCAUGAGAAAGAGAGAAAGAGAAGAGAAGAUGAAUUUAGAGAAAGAGAGGAACGAUAUAAAAGAGACAUUAAAGAAUGUGAGGAACAAGAGAGAAAGAUACGAGAGGAGAUGAAGAGAGAACGAGAGGAAUGGGAGAAACAGAAACAACAGGAGAGACAAAGAAGAGAAGAAGAGGAGGAGAAAUGGAGAAACAAAGAACAGGCAAUGUGGGAGGACUAUAAUCAGAGACUUAAAGAAGAGAAAGAGAGAAUGAAGAUGAUGAUGGAGGAAGAAAGACAGAAUCAUGAGAAAGAGAGAAAGAGAAGAGAAGAAGAGGAUGAGAGAAGGAGAAAGAUAGAAAAGGAAACAUGGGAUGAAUAUUAUGAUAAACUUAAACGUGAGAGAGAAAGAAGACUGAGAGAGAGAGAAGAACUUCAGUUCAAACAUGAAGAAGAGAGAGACAGAAUGAAGAAGAUGAUGGAGGAAGAAAGACAAAAUUAUUACAAAGAGAGAGAAAGAAGAGAUGGGGAAUAUUUAAAAACAGAAGAACAAUAUAAAAGAGACAUUAAAGACAUAGAAGAACUAGAGAGAAAGAUGCGAGUGGAGGUGAAGAGAGAACGAGAGGAAUGGGAGAAACAGAAACAGGAAAAACAAAGAGAAGAAGAGGAGAAGGAAGAAAGUAGACGUAAUGAACUUGAUACAGGAACUCCUGAGGUACAGCACACAAACAAUAAUGAAGAUUCACCAUCAGAUUCAGGAUGUUUGAGAAUCUUGCUGUUUGGGAGGACAGGAAAUGGAAAGUCUGCCACAGGAAACACUAUCCUCAGAAAUAAUGAGUUUCACAGUGAAGCCAGUUCACGUUUGGUGACCACUACUUGUAAGAAGGGAAUUGGUGAAGUUGCUAGUAAAUCAAUAGCUGUUAUUGAUACUCCAGAACUCUUUGACACAACACUGACAAAUGAACUAGUGCAGGAAGAAAUAAUGAAAUGUAUUUCACUGUCAGCACCUGGACCACAUGCGUUCAUCAUUGUGGUGAGUCUGGGAAAAAUCACCCAAGAGGAGAAAGAGACUUUAGACAUGAUCAAGAUGAUCUUUGGCUCAAAAGCAGCAGAUUUCUGCAUUGUUCUCUUCACUAGAGGAGAUGAUCUGAGAAAACAAACAAUAGAAGAAUAUGUAGAUAAAAGUAAAAAUGCUGAACUCAAGAAACUGAUCAGUGACUGUGGAAACAGAUUCCUGGUUUUUAACAACACAGAAACACAAGAUCAGACACAAGUUAUUCAUCUGUUCAAUAUGAUAGAAGAAAUGAAGCAAUCUAAUCAGGGCCCAAAUUUCACUAAUGAGAUGUUUGAGGAGGCAGUGAUCUCCAUUGAACAGAGAAGCGAAAUGAUAAAAAAUCAAGUUGAAGAAUUUGAAGCCAAAUAUGACAUGGAAAUCAAAAGCAUGAGAAAGAGACUGAACGAGAAGAAACAAAAGAGAGAAGAGGAAAGAGAGAGACUGAAGAACAAGUUCAGAGAACAAGAGGAAAGACUCAGGAGAGAGUUUGAGGAGAAAGAAAAAUCAGAGCAGAAGAAACGAGAGACAGAGGAUCAGAAACAAUCAGAAGAAGAGGAACAGAAAAGAGCUGAAUAUAAUCAAAGAAAAGAGAAGAUGAAGAGAGAGAUUGAAGAUCAGAGAAUACAGUAUGACAAAAAACUUAAAGAAAGAGAAGAAGAAGAUAGAAAGAGAGAAGAAGAAUAUAAACAAGAUCAAGGAAAAAUUACAAAUGAACUUGACCAUAUUAUAGCAGCAUUACAGAUGAAACAAGGAGAGGAAAUAAAAAAGAGAGAUUCAGAGGAACAAAUGAGGAAGACACAAGAAGAGAAAGAAAGAGAAGAAUGGAAGAGAAAAAUAAAAGAGGCAGAAAGUGACAAAGAGACUCAAGAGGAAAUUAAACGACAGCAAAGAGAAUGGGAGGAAAAGAAGAAACGACAGAUGAGAGAACGAGAGGACGAGGAAAGAGAGAGAAAAGAGAGACACAAUGAACAGCUGAGAGAAAAACAAGAAGAACUGGAGAACAAGAGAAUGAAUUCUGAAAGAGAGAGAGAAGAAGGAAGACAAAACAGAGAGGAGGAGAAAAAACAACAGAUAAGAGAGAGAGAACAGAAAGAGAGAGAAUACGAAGAAAAUAUAAAUGAAAUGAAGAGAAGUUAUGAGCUGCUGGAGCGAGAGAGAAAAGAGGAGUGGAAGAGAAGAAAACGAGAGGAUGAAGAAAGACGAGUGGAGAAGAGAAAGAGAUGUGAGACAAUGAUGAGAGGCUAA